AUGGCAAAAUAUUUAGCAAGAAUCGUUAUCUCGGGCGCCCAGUCGAUUGGCAAGGCAUUGGCCAAGACGGUGCGCGAGGAGAUCGAGGUCUACAGGGAGGCAGCCCGCGUGCAUGCGGCCCAGUCCGCCACAAACUUUACGCCCACCAAAACGGAUGCAGCCCUCAACGGCAUGACGCUGGAGGAAGCUCAGUUGAUACUGAACGUCAAGGAUGUGCUGGAUCGUGCAGAAGUUGAGCAACAAUAUCAGCACUUGUUUCACAUCAAUUCGAAGACGGCCGGGGGCUCGUUCUACUUACAAUCGAAGAUUUUUCGGGCCAAGGAGCGCAUCGAUCAGGAGCUCAAGAAGGUCGAAGCUCUGGCCAAGUUGCAGGCAAAGUCGGAGUAG
Molecule: messenger RNA, 387 nt
Organism: Drosophila subobscura
Lineage: Eukaryota; Metazoa; Arthropoda; Insecta; Diptera; Drosophilidae
Product: mitochondrial import inner membrane translocase subunit tim-16
Exons: 1
Coding region: 1-387 (128 amino acids)
Biological process (GO): protein import into mitochondrial matrix
Cellular component (GO): TIM23 mitochondrial import inner membrane translocase complex
Source: RefSeq, a predicted model, not a curated record